Messenger RNA from Triplophysa rosa, 2955 nucleotides. It is a transcript of the gene syt12, whose product is annotated as synaptotagmin XII. Gene Ontology annotation, molecular function: SNARE binding; clathrin binding; calcium ion binding. NCBI's taxonomy places the organism in Eukaryota, Metazoa, Chordata, Actinopteri, Cypriniformes, Nemacheilidae. The coding region runs from base 258 to 1517 and encodes 419 amino acids. Gene Ontology annotation, biological process: regulation of calcium ion-dependent exocytosis; regulation of dopamine secretion; calcium-ion regulated exocytosis. The transcript is spliced from 8 exons. The record is from RefSeq and is a predicted model, not a curated record.
GCGUGUGUGUUGUUGGUGCUGAAGUUGCAUUGCAGGGGUGGGACUCCUGCAUUCACAUUUUCUUCAUCAUGCGCAGCGGAAAACACACACACUUCAGAUCUAAAAACACAUAUCUGAUCUGACCCGAGCACACACGCGCAUCUAUCAGAUCUAAUCGGAUCGUGCACACGCAUCUGAUGCUUUAGUGCAUGAUAAUUGAUGGAUGAAAGUGUGCAUGAGCACGAGAGGGAGAAACAGAGACUCCUAAAGGUGGCAGUAUGUCUGUGCAGGGUCAGGAUAUUUCAGAAUAUCGUCUGAGCGUGGUGUUGGAUCCUCCUGGCUGGGAGGUGUGUUUGUAUGUGUUCGGGUUCUUGGUUCUGUUUGCUGUGGUCAUAGCGAAUCUGUGGAAAUUAUAUAAAUCCGGCUCCUUCCCGACUCCAUCUCCGUUUCCCAACUUCAACUACCGGUACCUGCAGGAAAAAUAUGGCUCGUCCAACUCAGAGAUCAGACAGAAGCGUGUUGCAGCGAACAAUCAGCGGAGGGUGUCCUCAGCGAGUCGGAAACCCAGUCUCCAGCUGUUGGACACCCCCGAUGGGUUUCGAGACCUGGGAACAUUGGAGCUGAUGAGCCGAGAGCUGGAUCCCAGCGGCACCCUGAAUCGCUCCAUGUCCUCCGAAUCGCUAUGUUCCAUCUCAUCUGUCGCUCAAACCUUCGGCCAUGACUUCACGGUGGGGCAGCUGGAGGUCACGCUGGAGCUGGACUCUCGGACCUCGUCUCUCAUCGUCUCGCUGCACCAGGGUAAAGAUCUGCUGGAGAAGGAGGAGGAGAACUUCCCCGGGUGCUACAUCAGCGUCAUGCUGGUUCCUCAGCAGAUCAGUCUGGGGGCCACACAGGUUCAGAGAAACGCCUUCACCGUGGUGUUCGAUGAGCGCUUCUCUGUUCCAUUUGAGUCUGUGAAUCUGGAGGAGAACAGUCUGAGGUUCUCUACGUUCGGGGUAGAUUCUGAUGAGCGGAACAUCAGUGCUGGAGAAGCAGAACUUAAACUGUCAGAUCUGGAUCUAUCCUUCCGGCCGUUUAACGCCUGGCUCUACCUCCAGGACCUGAAUAAGGCUGUGGAUGCUGUUGGUGAGAUACUGUUGUCUCUCAGCUAUCUGCCCACUGCUGAGCGUCUCACCGUGGUCGUGGCCAAAGCAAAGAACCUGGUCUGGACUAAUGGAAAGACCACGGCAGAUCCGUUUGUGAAAGUCUACCUUCUUCAAGAUGGCAGAAAGAUCAGUAAAAAGAAAACCUCCAUAAAAAGAGAUGACACAAACCCCAUCUUCAAUGAGGCCAUGAUCUUCUCAGUACCUGCCAUCGUCCUACAGGAGCUUUCUCUGAGAGUGACGGUCGCUGAGAGCACAGAGGAUGGGCGAGGUGAAAACGUAGGUCAUGUGAUCAUUGGACCGGAGGCCAGUGGAAUGGGAAUAACCCACUGGAACCAGAUGCUGGCCACCCUGCGGAAACCGGUUUCAAUGUGGCACCCGCUCCGGAGGAACUAAUUCUUGACCUUUGACCCCUAACCUCUGACUCUCGUCUGCAUGGUGCCUAAUGUCUAACAGUCUAAGACGUUUGAACCUUGAUCAACCUUGAGUCCCAAAGCAACCGUGUGGUCUCACACACAGCAGAUAGGGGACAGAUGGAUCCAUAAAGGAGAUGGAAAUCAUUUUAGUGGCUCAGGAUGACUCGUCUGCUCCUGGAAGGGUCUAUGAAAUCCAGGUUUAUUAUCCAGGUUAAAUCCAUUUGUACAUAUUGAUAACAGGGUGGCUGAUAAUCUUCUGCAGUUAUGGGGCGGUGAGACGCAGGUAGCAGUAGCCACAUACUGUCGUGCUAGAUAUUUAAAGCGUUAAAAGAAUGAGAAAAUUGUUUGGCUUUAAAUAUAUUUUGAGGUGUUGAGUACUAUUAUUUUCUCAGCUUGAAAAAAAAGGCAUACUAACAAAAUUGGGGUUGUCUAUCCCUUUUCUCAGGCAAGUGUAAUGACACUUAUUAGCCUAAUGGUGGCGCCAUUGAACAGCAUUGAUUUCUUUCCCUACAAGACGUUUUUCUUUCCCAUUUUGGAUUUGAUGUCAUUAAAAAUCAAGCACCAAACUCUCAUAAACUUUCAAUAAUGCAUUCUACAACUAGGGGGCGCUGUGCAAGACCUUCAUUAUAUGGAAAAUAUUUUAUUAAUCACUAUUUAUUUAAAUACAAAAAUUCAAAAUUGAGCAGAUGUGUUGUUUAGUGUGUUUGAAGAAUGUUUUUGCCCAUAUAGAUAAUAUACAAUAUACUAUAAAAAUGUGAAAACGAUAAAGUAAUGUAUUUAUAAUUUUGCAAACAUUUUGUAAGUGUGUUGUCCAACUGAAAAGGAGUGCAAUCAUUUUUAUCAACAUUUAUUGUUGGACGUUAAAUAUACAGUAGUUAUCUAAGUAAACAUAGUAAAAUUAAACCAUAUACUGUAUGUAGCGAAAGUAACUACAAAACAAUGUACAAUACAAUGACAGUAGAAUAGUUUUAAUUUUUUUCAUUACAACACGUACUUUGUAUUUUUGUACACAUUACACUCCCCAACCCAAGCCAUUCAUAUUUCCAUAUUCCAACAGAAAAUUUUAAAAAAAUGUUCAGACUGCCGCAAUAAUGAAACCUUCUGAUGACAGAAUGUACAAACUUCAUACCAAAAUCUGUGAAUGACAUCCUACCACAGCAAACACGUUUUUUCUUGCAGAUCUCAGAUCUCUUACAGAUGCUGCUUCACUUUUACUAACAAUAUUUCAAGCUUGACACCAUUGAACUUCAUUCCGUGCCAAAUUCACUCUAAUAGAAGCAAUAUUCUCAUUUGCAGUGGACAUCUAAUGUUGGUGAACUUUACAGAUUUAAAUGCUAAGACAUACUUACAAUGCAUGCACAUGUAAUGUACGACAUAAUGCAAUCAAUUGAAUUGUUUGAAUAAAAAUGCUUUGUGUG